CUGUAAUAGAAGCUUCCUUGAUACUCUCAACAUACUUUCUCUUGGUCCGAAUCUGUCUUCCCCUGUUUUUUACACUCUGUUUUCUUUCUUUUUCUCCGACACGUUUCCAAGUUUAGAGGAUAGACUCAGAACAAUUCUAUGAAUCACAUUUUUUCUUUUACUUUUCGUCGCUACACCUAAAUAUAGCUACUCUAACAAAACAUACUGUUUCACUUGAAUUAACUGUUUCUUCAUCGUUACGUUUCUAACACACACCACUCGUUGCUCUGUUUUUUUACCUGAAACAGCGAGAUAAUUUAGUGUCUUCAGUAAUCAAAAACAAACUUUUUCAUCUCUCUUUUCUUUUUCUCUUUCGAAAUAGAAAGCUUUUUGAUUUCUAUCUCAUUUCUUUGGCUCGAUCUUUCUCUAAGAUCCACAUCAAAGAUGGGUCUUUGUGUUUGUGAUCGUUGACAAAUUUGUCGUUUGGCUUUGAAAACAAAAUGGCCUCGUUACGACCUAGCUUCGGAUGUGUCCUUAGAGAUCGCAACCAACGGCACAGCGAUAAUGACGUCGUUGUCAAGAAGAAAGCUCAAGUUAAAGCUGCACCUCCGCAGGCGAUCUCCGAUGAGAGUUCCCAGAACAGAGUCGAUUCUUUGAUCGGAAACAAGCGGAGAAAGAACAACAAAAGCCGUCUUGGAUCGCCGGAGAAACCAAGUACGAGGAAAUGGAACGACUUUUCCGACAGUCUUGGAGGAGCUUCGUCUCUUGUGCAGAUAUGGGAGGCGAGGCUGAACCGAUCCAACGGUCGAUCAACAGAGAGCAGCAGCUCAGAAGCGAGCGUUCAAGAAAUCCACCUCCCGGAUCCACCCAUCGACGGCGAAUCUGAAUCGGAGAACGAAUCGAAUACUCCUGAUCGGACGGUGGAGAUUGAAUCUAGGACUCUCAUUUCUGUUUCUGAUUUCAGUGAGAGCAAAUGGGGCAGAGUCGGUGAAAUGAUCCGGAGGUUAAGCAACGAACAGAAGCUAACUGCCCGAGAUAAUGUCGGUGCCAUCCACACGCCGGCGACGACGGAGAAAAGGAGUUUUCCGGUGGUUACUUGUUCGCCGCGGAUCCGAGGUCGCCAAGCAUUGUCAGAUUUGCUUGUGCAUCUCGAACGUGAACGCCACCGCGAAUUGGAAUCGCUUCUUGGACGCAACGCAGUUUCUAGGUUUUCUCAACGCGGUCGCCUCCAGUCAAUGUUGCGGCUAAGGAGUCUCAAACGCGGUCUAGCGAUUCAAGAUCGUCAUCGUGGAAGCACAAAAGGCGAUUUGAAUCGCUUCCAACCUAGUUCUAAAAUUCUUCAUCUAAGGGAAAAAUUCCGGGAACAUACAUCAUCAAACGCCGCCGCUGAAGCCGAACGAAUAAAGGGUCAACAAUCCACCGUAGAAACAGAGAGCAUGCGGCCAAGAGAAAUUAGUAUUAUCUCAGAUACUCCUUCCACAAAGCGGUUAAGCCCUCAAAACCGCAACAAAGACGAAGGAAUCUUGUGCAAGAAGGAAACUGAAUCAAAGAUGGGUUACCUUCAGCUGAAAGAAGCCAUCGUAGCAGAAGUUUUGAAAAGAAAUUCUGAUAAAUAUAGCCCGAUCAACUGCGUAACUCAUCAAGAACCAGGGGAAGAGGAAGCGAACAAGGUUGAAAGCGCUAAGGAGGGAACUCAAGAGACACAUUUACUUGCGAAACAAGAAACCUCGUUCCAAAACAGAUGGGAAGAGCAAGAAGAGUAUGAGGAUGAGCAGUCUUAUUACGGAGACAUGAGCUAUGACUGGUUUACGGAUGUAUCUCGGCCUCGGUCUUAUUGGGAAGAUCUGAGGAAAUCUCGGUAUUUGGAAGUGAUGAAUACUAGAUCUGACAAAGACGAUAUAUGCAGACUUCUCGAGAGAAGAACAGUUUCUGGAUUCCUCCAGAGCGGAUUGCGAGAGAAGAUCGAUAAGCUCAUAAUGUCUCGUGUUCAGACACAUCCAGCUCAGCGGGUGGAAAAAGCUUGUAGAGAAGAAGAGAAAUGUGACGUUGGAGAAGAAGGCGAAGACAGAGAUGACUCGAGCCAAUUAUCAUUGCAGAUAUUUGCACCAUCUCCGGCAGGAUCAUGGAGUUCUCAGGACACAGGAGUUACUUCAACACCAAUUCACACCUACUCACAAUCUUCAGCACCUUCCACACCUAUGCACAAUCUUAAUUCCAAUGAGAUGGAGAUUAUAAGCGAUUUGAGGUCACACAUUUUACAGCUCCAACUAGAUAUGUCUGAGCUACGAGACUCUGUCAAAACGUGUUUGGACUUAAACGCCGGACUUCAAAAGUCAGUUCACCCUGAAAAUCCCCUGAAACGCAAAUGCUGCGUUUGUAACGAAACCCAAAUUGAAACACUUCUUUACAGAUGCGGACACAUGUGUACAUGCAUGAGAUGCGCAAACGAACUACAACAUAGUGGCGGUAAAUGCCCGAUUUGUCGUGCCAAGAUUCUAGACGUUGUUCGCGUUUUCGUCGAUUCAAGAGCCUAAAACUAAUGAACUAAAACGGUUCAAACCGCUAACGACACUUCACUUUACCUAUAACACGUUUUUCUUCUUCUAAUUCCUCUGUUUUUGUUUUCACGUUUGACUGGAACGCGUUUGCGUUUUGGAUCUGCGUCCAAGAUUCAUAUCUAUGUUUUUUAUAUGUGAAUCACUAACUCAACCUGUUUUCCUUGACGUUGAAGGUUUCUUCUUGUAAAUGUAAUCUACGUAUGCCUCC
Capsella rubella is the source of this 2745-nucleotide messenger RNA. RefSeq lists its product as uncharacterized. The transcript has 6 exons. Bases 480 to 2513 code for a protein of 677 amino acids. Lineage: Eukaryota; Viridiplantae; Streptophyta; Magnoliopsida; Brassicales; Brassicaceae. The record is from RefSeq and is a predicted model, not a curated record.